This is a messenger RNA of Puccinia graminis f. sp. tritici CRL 75-36-700-3, 787 nucleotides long. RefSeq lists its product as uncharacterized. The record is from RefSeq and is a predicted model, not a curated record. The transcript has a single exon. Lineage: Eukaryota; Fungi; Basidiomycota; Pucciniomycetes; Pucciniales; Pucciniaceae. Bases 101 to 409 code for a protein of 102 amino acids.
GCCAAUCGUUAUGCCUACUUGAAAAGAAAAAAAAUCACAAUCAAAAUUCAAUGUCGUUCAAACCAUCAAACAUGGGCAUCUAUCCUAAAAAAAACAAACGAUGGGUUUCAACGAACGACAUAACCGUUGCGGCCAGAAGAGAUUCAAGGGUCGGGGUUCGGAUCUUGAAUCCAGGCUGUUAUGCGACGGACAUCCAGCUCCUACUGGCGCCUACAUUGGAGGGAGUCGACCAACGGUGUUUGGGAUCUCGGGGCGCAGUGGAGCGGGGGCGCUGAAAGGUAAUAUGCCUAAGAUCAGUGGGCAAAAGCUUGAGGGAUGCAUCGGACCGUAUUCAUUAACAGACCACAUCCACGAGCGGGAGGCCAGUUAUCAUUUAGGCAAGCAGGUCGAUCGAGCAGGCGAUUUCUAGGUGACCUUCACUCCGCCUAUUGCUCCACGGUGCAGCGGGAUCAUCACCACCGCUUCGGUGGCUCUCAAAACCCCUCUGCAUGCUAGAGAGUUCCGCGAGCUCCUUGCUUUUUUUUAGGAUCGUGGGCAAUCAUUAUUGUGGAAAAUCACUCGCUGAGAUCGGUUGGAUCAUUUGGUGGUUGCCUCUAUUCUGUUGUAUUUGCAAUUCAUUCCGCUUUAGAGCAAUUACAUAAAACAAAAAAAAAAUGGCUGUACUGAUGAGCCCCUAAAAUAAAUGAAGUUACAAGACUUAUUUCGGUCCAUAAUAAAUAUCUGAAUCGUAAGAAUUAUUGGGUGAGAAGGGUGUUGAGAUGACGAAGAGAGUCGAAAGCCGAAGCUG